UUUGUUGCGUGCAAGAUACAUAAAUUAAUUUGGAGUGUUCUAUUUUUUUUUUCCUGUGUAUAUUGUCCGCCUUGCAUGCAGAAACUCCACAAUCCGUAAAGUGGGCAGGCAACGCAGCCGGAGAGAGACAACGGCAUUCUCAAAAUCAUCAGUGAUCCAAGAAUUGAACGAAAUAGAGUUAUGAAGCGACGCAGUAGUGGUGGACGAUGAAAAACAGUUUACUAAAGUAGCGGCAAAACAAGCGCUCACGCGCCUUUCUCAUCAACGCCACCGCCACUCGCAAAUAAAAGUGAAAACGUGCAACAUAACAGCAACAACAACAAAAAAGAAGAAACAAAAAUUAAGAAAAACAAAAAGUGAAUUGAGUGUGUUUGUGUGUGUGCGGUGCAAAAAUGUGCGACUCUGGCGUCAGCACCGCCGCCACAGCUGCCACAGCCACAUCAACCUCAGUAACGGCGACUUCUUCAGCAUCAGCGACGACGACAACGGAUCAGCUCGGGGCGCGACAAAAUUGUUGCCGACUUUGCAUUGCCCCCGCAACCGAAUGCAUUUCGAUCAUCAAUAGCUAUGCCGCCGAUAAGGAACCGUUGCAUACAAAAAUACAGAACUGCGUUAAUAUCAAGAUCACACCACAGGAUCGUCUAUCCUUACAAAUCUGCCAUGCGUGCAUUAGCUACCUGAAUUCAUGGCAGAGCUUCAAGAAUCGCUGCCUCAUCGCACAGGCUAAGCAACGCAAUUGGGUGGAGGCUAAUAAAAACAGCAACAGUAAUAAUAAUAACACCACCAGCAGCAACAACAAACAGCAGCAGCAGCAGCAACAACAGCAGCAACAGCAGCUCUUGAACUAUUUGGAUUUGAACAGCACUGAGAAUGGCGAUCAGCAGCAGCAGCAGCAACAACAACAGCAGCAGCAGCAACAACAAGAGCUGGACGAUGCGGCUGCCGUGGAAAAAGCAACAUCCCAGAUUUUGGAGGGCAUACCCUCGCUGAAGAAACGCAAAUCUUUAACAGUCUAUCCACUGCCCGCCAUACCCAUUAAGGAUGAGCCCAUUGAUAUGGACGAGGACUAUCAAAUGAAGUGCAUAGAUGAGUCCGAUGAUAUGGUAGAUCCAACUAUGUUCCUAGAACGCUCUGAGCAUGAGGGCGAUAUGCCGCUUAUGACAUCCGACUAUGACUUUUCGGCCCAGCAGCAUAGUGUCACCACAGCUGCCGCAGUGGCUGCGGCCGCACUGCCCGCGAGUGCUGUGGCCAAUGUGGCCGCUGCUGGAGACUCGAAGGUGGCUUCCUGCCGUGCCUGUAGCCUGCAGUUCAGCACUCGUGCCAACGCGCGUCGUCACGAGCGAAAUUUGCAUCCAAAUCUCUUUCAGUUGUCCACAGACUCACCCAACAAUACGCCCAUCACGAAGCCCACACCUGCCCUGGCUGCUGCGCUGGAAAUGAAGCGUGCGGCCGCCGCUGCUGCGACUGCAGAGGCAACACGCGCCGCCGCCAGUGGCAACAUUUCGACGCAAAAAUAUCGGCAGGUGGUGAUGAAUGCAUUUAUUAAGUGUGAAGGCGGCGGCUAUGACUACGAGAAUCCCGAACAGUAUCAGCAUUUGCUGACGAGCGAGAAGGUAGAGUUCAUUCAACAGAAUAGCGAGUUUCUGGAGCAAUAUCAGACGAUGACGUGUCGCUGUUGCAACAAGUUUUUCAACACCUACAAGAACUUUAUGGCGCAUGUGCGUAAAAAGUAUCCGCUGCUCCCUCGCAAUCUGUGCUUCAAUUGCCUCAAGAUGAACGAAUCGAAGGCGUUGUUCAUCUCCCAUCUAAAAAAGCGCAACUGCAUUAAUCUGUACAAACUUUUGAAUGGCAUACGUGCCAAACAACCACAUUUUACGCCCAUAGAUGGGGUUGGUGCGGCGGCCUCGGCCGCAUCCUCAUCGGCGGCCACAGCCACACCGACGACAGAGUCGGGGGCACCAGAGAAAUUGCGCGCCAAGGAGCUUCUUGUGAAUAAACUCUAUGAAUGUAAAUUGUGUCCGAAAGGUUUUCGGACCAAGCACGAGUUCCGAACACAUGUCUAUGACAAGCAUGCGGAUGUACAGCGCAAGGAUAACAACUCGAUACAGUGCAGCUUUUGUGGUCUGGACUUUGUUGAUCCGGUGGAUCGACGUCGCCACUACAACAAUAUGGCCUGCAUUGUUCGCUUGCGCUGCAUGACCUGCGAUGCCAAGCUUGAGACGCAUCAGCGCUUCUUGGAUCACGUGUAUCAGGAUCAUUUGGGCGGCAUGAGCAGCGAUAAUGCGUCCAGUGUGAGUGGCGUGGCGCGUAGCAAUAGCGUCGAGCAUUCGCCGGGGAAACGCAGCCUGUUGGGCGCCCUCGGUAUCGGGGUAUCCUCCUCAAAUGAGGAGUCCCGUGGCAGUAGCGCCAUCUUGACAUCGACACCCAAGCCAAGUGGCAGCGCAACUCAUCAGCUGUCAUCGUCAGCGCCGACUGGGGGCAGCAAUAGCUCCGGACAGCCGCCAAAGUCACAAUAUUUCUCGCGUAUGCCACAGGUUUGUCCCAUUUGUGGUCAACAGUACAACAAUUAUAACAAUGUGCUCCGACAUAUGGAGUCAAAGCAUCCCAAUAAGCUGCCUGAGACGUACAAAUGUGUUAGAUGCGGCCUCGGCUAUCCACGUAUCUCCUAUCUUCGCGAGCACAUGAUCAAUGUGCAUGGCGUGGACAAGAAUCGGCAUUCCGGCGGCUUCGAGUACAUCGUGAAUGCGGAUGCCGUCAAGUUGGCCGAUGGCAGCACUCCCAAUGUAUAUACCGGCCGAUAUGACUAUGUGAUGAAGGAUUUGAUGUCGAUAACAAAUGGUGGGACACUCGAAGAUGAAGAAGAAGAGGUUGGCGUGGCCAAGAAGAUGCGCCUGGAUGAGAGCGGCAAUGCAGCAGCUGUGAGUAAUAAUAAUAGCGGCAGCGUUACUGGCAACCAACAGAAGGAAUGCCCCAUUUGCAAUGCCAUGUUCAGCAACAACAUUGGACUCUCGAAUCACAUGCGCUCCCAUUACACGGCCUCGAGUGCCACAAACGCCGCACUGGCUGUGGCCAAUCGCAUGACACCAAAAUCGCUGACAAUUACGGCGACCAGUUCCGGACCCUCAACAGCAGCUGCCGCCCAAUCAGCGAGCACAUCAGCCGCAACGUCAUCGGGCUCGGCAUCGGCGAAGCUAAGUAGCAGCACCAGCCUGCCGCCAGCGAUGCUCAACCAGACGCCACAGGAGCAGGCGGUCUUCCGUCGUAGUCUCGAUCAGGCGGCCGAUCGACGCUUCCGUCGCAUGCGCUGCCGCAUCUGUCAGCGACGCUUCAGCUCAAAGAAAUCCUAUCGUUAUCACAUGCUGACCGACCAUCAGGUGCAGAAUGUUCAGUUCAUUAAAUGCAAGCUCUGCAAUGCGGAAUUUGCCUACGAGAAGGGUCUCAAGGUGCACUUGUUUAAGGUGCACGGCACCGUUAUCAAGGACGAGAUGAUUGUCAAGCAGUUCGAGUGCGAGGUCUGCUCCAUCGUGUACAGUUCGGAGAUGGAGUUGCAGCAACACAAACGCAGCGUACACAAGCUGUCAUCUGCAGAGUUGGCGGCUGGCGACGAUGGGCCGAGCAUUAAGGAGGAGCAAGCCGAGCCAACGCCAUCAUCAACAGCGGCGGCUGCUAUGCCACUCUACUGGUACCAGUGCAAGUAUUGUCCUUCCAAUUUCAACACCAAUAAGAAGCUGGCCAUACACAUUAACUCGCACGAUGAGUUCGACUCGAAUGACUAUUCGUGUAAGGAUUGCGGAAAUGUGUACAGCGGUCGCAAGAGCCUUUGGGUUCAUCGCUACAAGAAACAUCCUCAGGUACCCGAUCCCGCCGAAUGUGUGCUCUGCCGCAAGAUAUUCUUUGACCGUCAGAUGCUCGACAAUCAUACGCCGACAUGCAACCGUAAACCCAUUACGGCGACAGGUGCUCAUCAGCAGGACGGCAACGGAGGCGUUGCCACGACCUCGGCAUCUGCUUCGCGCGCCGUUUUCAAGCACAAAACUGGCGACGAUGAUGAUGACGAGGAGGAUCAGCAAAUUAUGCUCGAUGAUGGAGCCGGCAGCGAUAGCAAUGCUGGCGGAGGCGGCGGCGGCACACACAUUGCGGGCACCUCUUCAUCGGGAGCGUCGCUCAAGAUACGCAUUCCUGAGGUGGCAUGCACUAUUUGCGGGGCUCGUUUCACCGACCAGGAAAUGUUUAGCAAGCACAUACAGAAACAUGAACAGGACCUCUAUACGGAUAAUCCGUUGGCAGCCAUGUUCGAUGACGGACCAGCCGAUCCGGGCCAAUUCUAUUUGGAGCGCCAGAACGAGAAUGGCGAGUACGCGUGUGAUUUGUGCGCUAAGACCUUCCCCCAGGUGAUUGCGCUCAAGGUGCAUCGCAAGUGGCAUUUCAGAGGUGAUAGCAAGCAGAAUCCCAACGACGGCGAAGCGACAGCCAAUGUGGCGAACAGCAGCAACAACAACAACAGCUCGCUGAACUCAUCGAUGCUGCAUCUACGGGAGCUGCACGCAGUGGGUCUGAUGCCCAAUCAGCAACAGCAACAACUUCACAAAUCGGCGACAUCGUCAUCGAGCAAGUCGCUGAAGCGCAAACGUGAGCUCAAAUGUGAGUAUUGUUCGUCGACGUUCAUCAGCAAUAACAACUUGCGUCGUCAUAUGUACGAGCUGCAUAAGCAUGAGGUAAGCAAUUUGCCUGAACCCCCCGUUAUUGAGGUGGAUGCUCCUCUGUCCUGUCGCCGUUGCAAUUUAAAGUUUGACACUAAAGAGCUGUGGAUCGAACACAAGCUAGCCGAUGCGAAGGUAACGCGUCCAUUCUGUCCAUUCCAAUGGGGCUGUGAUCUGUGCGGCGAAUAUUUGUCGCGCAAAGAGAAGCUCAUCAAUCACAUCAAUAAUCAUCUUAAGGAGGAUGUCAUUGUACCAGUGGUGGUCAAGCCGCGGCCCAAAACGGCCAAUAAAAUGUCAUCAAUAUUCAAUAAGACAGGGAGCAGUGCAACGGCAACAGCACAACCAGCAACAACAGCUACAAGUACAAAAAUAUCGAGCAAGACAACGACAAUACAGUCGCGUGAUGAUGCAGAAGAUGAGGCUGAGGACGAUGACGAAGGUGAGGUUGAAGUUGAGGGUGAGGGCGAGGGCGAGGCCGAAGGUGAUGUUGAUGAUUCAACGGAUGAUGAGGAGAUAGAAACAGAGACAAAGACGGCUCAGCAACAGCAGCAGCAACAGCCAAAUAUGCUCAAAGCAAUGUAUGAUGGUGAGGAGGAAGAGGAUGAAGACUCUGAUAUGGAUGAUGAUGAUGGCGAUGAUGAUUCAACAGAUGAUGAGGAUACCUCCGGCGAUGAUGAGGACGAUAGCGAUGAGGAAGAAGAGGAGGUGGCCAAUGAGAAUAUUGUUAAAGUAUUGCACAACAACAACAAUACGACAAACAAAAACAAUAGUACUACUAUUGAUGAUGAUGAAGAUGAUGAUGAUCUGAUUGAGCAGGUCGAUGAAGAAAUGGAUGAAGACGUAAAUGAUGAUGUUGAAGAAAUAGACGAAGAUGAUGAUGACGAAGAUGAUAGCGAAGACGAUGACGAGGAGAUACCCUAUGAAGGUUAUAUGCAUGGCCAGAAUAAUACCAAUAGAGGUCAUGUGGCCAAAGUCAAUGGCAAAAAGCAACAGGAACAGGCGGCCAGUUCGGAGGAAGAAAGCGAUGUUGAUGGCGAUGUCGAAAUCGACGGCGAAGUCGAUGGCGAUGCCGAUGAGGAUGUUGAAGAUGAUGAGGUUGGUGAAGAAGGCGUUAAUGAAGCCGACUCUGAUGGCGAUGGCGAUGGUGGAGAUGCAACGUCAUCGUCGGAAAGUGAGUCAACGACAUCGCAUUCAACGGGUGAGCGGCGUAAAAAUGCAACAGCAGCAGCUAAAAAUACUAAAGCUAAUGCUGUUGACAAGUCUAAUAAUUCGAGUUAUACGUGUGAUCUAUGUCAACUUUGUUUCGAUUCUCAGGAGCAACUGCAGACUCAUAUCAAGAGUCAUUUCCUUAAUGGGCCUUCGGCAGCGAACCGCAGCAGCAAUGCGGCAGCAACAAACAACAACACAAGUAAAACCACUAUAACAACAACAACAACGUCCAGUGCUGGAUUGGAAACUAAAAAUUUGAAAACAUCUGCAACAGCAACAUCAACGGCAGCAGCAACAACAACAACAGCAAAAACAACAACGACUGCCAGCAAUUGAGCAGCAGAGUCGUCGUCUGUGUGUGUAUGUGGGUGUUAAAUUAUGUAUACAUAUAUAAAUAUUCUUGUUAAGCUUUAAGCACAACAACAAGAGAACAAACAAACAACAUCCACAACAAUGAAAAUACACAGACGCACACACACACACACACACACACACACCUAUACUCACACAACAGCACAUACAAAAUCACAAGAAACAACAAACAAGAGACAGAAACAUUUACGCUUUUCUGUGUGCCACCCAAGAUAAAAAAUAUUCAUUUAGCUCGUUAAAUUGUUUCCAAAUGUACAAAAACAAAACAAACAAAAACAAACAAACAAAAAACAAAUGAUAUUGAUAACUAAAUGAAAAUGAAACAAAGCGCAACACCAAACAAACAACCACCAGCCAGCAACAUUUAAGUGUUAAAGUAAUCAUCAUCAUCACCAUCAUCAUCAGAGUUCUCACCAACACCACAAAAACCAUCAGCAACAUAAAAUACAAAACAAACAACAACAAAAAAACAAAAAACAGUUUCAACAACUUACUAUAUAUACAACCAAUAUAUAUAUAUAUAUAUAAAUAUAAACGCAUUCCAUCAAACAAAUCUCGAACAUAUGUCAGAUGUGUUCACACACACAAACACACACACACACACAUCUGUCCAACAAACAGAACUAAAAACAAAGAAAAUGUCUGGACAAUGUAUUUUUUUUCUUCUCGCUGCUACGUAGUUGUAAUUUUUAAGAUACCUAUACUAGCUGCAUAUAGCUAUAUUUCUUUAUAUAUAUAUAUAUAUACAGCAAAAAUUUAUAUAUAUAUAUAACAUUUUUUUUACAUGUUAAAUUAGUUUGUACUACACCCAUACACAUAAACACAAUCAGAGACACACACGACAUAGAAAACAAAACAAACAAAAAAAAACAAAAAACAAAAAAAAAAAGAAACUAACGUGGCUCGUUCUAGUUGGUAAAGAGAGCAUUAAAGAUUAAAUCUAUGAAAAUUCAUCGGCAGAAAUUCGUGCACCAAAGCAAACAACAAAUAAGUGAAGGAGGGAGGGAGAGAGAGAUAUAGAUAGAUAGGGAGGGCAUGUUGAAUGAAAGCUGGAAAUAAGGCCUGAAGAAUUAGUUGUAAAACAAAUGAGUUUUUAAAUUUUGUUUUUCGUAUUACGAGUAUAUAAAUUAUUAUGUUUUUCCUUUGUAUCGUAAGUGCGGUUUGAAAAACCGUCCAUGGACUUUCUUAUAUUUUCAAAAUUCUAAAUUUUACCCCCAAAAAAAAUUUCGACUUCAAUUUGGCUUUGUUUAUUAUUACUAUAUAUAUAUAUAUAAAUCUAUUGUUUUUCUUCUUGAAAUAGAUGAAUUAAUGCUAACAUCGAUGUUUGAAUCGAUCAUUUUUAUUAAGCAUGAUUUAAUUAGUUAUAUAUAUGUAUAUAUACCUAAAUAUAUAUAUAUAUAUAUCUAUAUAUGUGUAUAUAUAUAUUUAUUUAUAUAUAGACACCUAAUAUGCCUCGCAUUGGCAACUGAAAAAUGUUUAACGUAAAACUUAAUAGAAAUCCAACGGAUUAUUAUUAUUAUUAUAAUAACUAUGGCUAUAAUUACUUAGGAACGACGCACAUAUUUGCGUAAACACACACAAGACAGCCCUUCUCUUUUUAUAUAUCGAAAAAGCUUCAAGCAUUUUAUAUAUAUACAUAUAUGUAUUUUUUAUGUGGAAUACAUAGAAGUGGUUUAUUCAUUUUCAUUUCAUACAAUUUGGUAUAAGGGAAUGACGAUGAAUUUUUAUAUGUUGCCAAUGCUCGCAUCAGGUUUUUCGUUAGAUUAUCGCGUCGAAACACAGUACACUUCCACAUGAAGAUCCAUUUACAACAAUUAGUCGCUGUCUACAACACUGGUAAGGAAUCAGUUGGCCAGUGUUGAUGAGCGGAAUCACACACACAAAUAUACCACUCGUAGAAACAGAGUUGACAACGCGUAAUUAACGAAAAACCUACAGUUCGUUUAAUCAUAGACUUUUUACAUACGCACUUACAAUAUACGAACACAAACACAAAUGGAACCCCAUUAUUCAUACCCACAAAACACACACACAACAAAAUCCUAUAUUGGGAUGCAAUUAUUGCAUUAAUGGAUUAAUUAUGGAAACAUAAAUGUAUAAUUAAUUUAAUAAUAAUAUUUACAUGUAAUUGAUAACUAGUUUAUAACGAAUUAUACGAAUAAAUAAUAACGAAAGAAAAUACAAAAAA
This is a messenger RNA of Scaptodrosophila lebanonensis, 8469 nucleotides long. Its product is annotated as zinc finger protein hangover. Gene Ontology annotation, molecular function: chromatin insulator sequence binding; zinc ion binding; DNA-binding transcription factor activity, RNA polymerase II-specific. The record is from RefSeq and is a predicted model, not a curated record. Gene Ontology annotation, biological process: regulation of transcription by RNA polymerase II. Bases 393 to 6245 code for a protein of 1950 amino acids. The transcript has 7 exons. Gene Ontology annotation, cellular component: chromosome; nucleus. NCBI's taxonomy places the organism in Eukaryota, Metazoa, Arthropoda, Insecta, Diptera, Drosophilidae.